Molecule: messenger RNA, 753 nt
Organism: Medioppia subpectinata
Lineage: Eukaryota; Metazoa; Arthropoda; Arachnida; Sarcoptiformes; Oppiidae
Source: the annotation of a GenBank genome assembly
AUGCUUGAGACUCAAUCGGUUGGACGGCAGGUGUCAUCACGCGAUUGGCCGGAAGACGGCCCGGAAUACGAGAUCAUAAAUCCAGACAAACCCGAAACACCUGUCAAGCCGUCCACACCUGUCAAACCUGUCAGACCUGUGCGACCAACGGCCAGACCGGACCGAUCGCCCGGCGCUGACUGGAGCUGUGAGUUUGAUCGUAACGACUGCGGUGUCAUCAAUGACCAGAUCGUUGGCAACUAUUUUAAACUCAGAUCAAACCAAAUGAGACCACUAUUAGGACAAACCAAUUACCUGUGGCUUAACAUAACAGACACGACGUCGAUGUCGAGUGGCGCCCGACUCAUCACACCUUACUUUCCGACCAAAAAUUAUCCUAAAGGCUGUCUAAGCAUUGAUUACAUGAUGAGAGGGAAUGGCAUGAAAGAGAUGAUAGUCUAUCAACAGGAGGGAGAGAAUCGAUGCCUUUGGAGCUAUAGCUCACACGAGACGAGUGGUGACAGCAUUGGGACGACAACUGAAAUGUGGCACAAGUUGUCGCUCGGCGUCGAUCUGACGGCCGGUUCGCCGCGUUUUUUCGUUGAAACCCAUUUUGAUAACAGACCACCAAAUGUGGGUUCGCUCGCUAUCUCUCGCAUUCAAUUCACUUGUAAUGAAUGCCAACAAAACUCUGCCAAUAAUUGCGGACAUAAGCCGGUAGUCAACGAUGAAUCGGACAGUAGUACUGAUGAUUAUCAAAAUGAUUUUCCGUAA